GGAAAACAGAUGUAAUCCGAGAGGCUGGAAAUCGAGAGGGAGUCACGCGACUCGCGUGACGACGAGAUAUUCGAAUCUUCGCGAACUCGUGGAAAACCGUUAUAGUUUUUUUUCGCGGACGAAUUGAAGAGUCACGAUCGAUGACAUCACUUUGACACUGAUAUAAAUGCACGCGGUACUCUUCGACAGGACGAACUUGCUGUGAGAAUCCCGUAUCGGUUGUUCGAUAUGCUCUCUCACGGUUUACUCAUCAAUACCGGGAACAUACUGUCCCUGAGCGAGGCGAAGCAAAAAGCAAGUCAGAAUUCAACAGAUGAGUUGAUCGAAACGCUGAAGAUCAUCCUGAACGAUGACCAAAGCAAGAGAGAUGAUACGACAGUUAUCAAUGGAAAAAAGGACACGAGUUUACAGGAUGUGGAUAGAAAAGACUUGAAGAUCACUGUGAAGGUAUUUAUCUCAUCACCUGAUGUUGGUUCAUUAAAGGAGGCAUUGGAUCAAGCAUUUGAAGCACUGCAUACAGAUACCAUAGAAACUUUAGUGAUAGCUUAUAAAAGCACUGAGAAUCCGGAAGAUAUGUUGUCAUCUUUGAAAAAGAUAUGGUCUGUGAUAGAAGAAUAUGUAAAGAUUGAUAAAUUAUCCAGUGUUGGAUUGAGCGAUAUUAACACAAAUACGUUCAUUGAAUUAUUUCAGUGGGCCAAUGUGAAGCCAAAUAUCGUACAAAUCAACUUAGCUACAUGUUGUGUGGUACCACCAGCCUUGCAGGAAUUUACCAAGGAAAACGAUAUUCAGUUGCUAACGCACAGUGACCCUUGUCAAAUUCUUCCUCAAGAAGUGUUGGAAAAUAUAUUUGGUACCACUGCCUAUUUACAUUGGCUUAUAAGAUAUCAAAUUCACUUCAAAUGCCGUGGAAUUUUAGCAUCGAAAGGAUACUUGUUGUGCAUUAAUAAAUCAUGUAAAUGUAAACCUUAACGUUACUAAUCUACUACAUUUAUUUCUAUUUCUUGCUGGGUUCAAGGAUUUAACAUUUUAUAUAGUAGUUUCAUAUUUUGUAUUAACACACACGAUGUGAUAUUUCGAACAAAAAACUACGCUGUUAACUUUUGUGAUCGUUAGCAUUUUAUGAACAUUGUAUAUAUUAUUAAUAUCAUUAUCAUCAUUAUCAUCAUCAUCAUCAUCAUUAUCAUCAUCAUUAUAAUCAUUAUACACGAGCUUCGUAGAACUGUGUUGCGCCUUAUUCUUAUCUCUUAUUGAUUAGAUCUUGCAAAUUUUGUAUUAAUUUUAUAUAAAUUUUUCACACGACAUAUGUAGAUUUGUGCAUUUUUUUCUUAACGAGUAUUCUAUCAAGUAUUCUUUGUUGCUUCAUGACUUUUCAUUGUGAACCAUUUAGGAAAUAAAUCGUAGCAAUUUUACGAAGAAUGAAAAA
Molecule: messenger RNA, 1423 nt
Organism: Pogonomyrmex barbatus (red harvester ant)
Lineage: Eukaryota; Metazoa; Arthropoda; Insecta; Hymenoptera; Formicidae
Gene: Gclm
Product: Glutamate-cysteine ligase modifier subunit
Biological process (GO): glutathione biosynthetic process
Cellular component (GO): glutamate-cysteine ligase complex
Molecular function (GO): glutamate-cysteine ligase catalytic subunit binding; enzyme regulator activity
Source: RefSeq, a predicted model, not a curated record